CUAUUGGGGCUGUUCACAGGGAGUUGGCCUGUUUCCAGGUAAUUUCUUCCCCGCACUAUUCCGUGGUUUUGGGGUAUCCCUGGCUCCAGAAGCACAAUCCGACCUUUAAUUGGUGAAUGGCCGAGAUCCUCUCGUGGUCUCCACAGUGUGGGGCCGGGUGCAUCCGUUGCCUUUUUGGGCUACAUCAUUUCCGCGGUGGGAUUUUCCAUGGACCCUCAGAAGGUUUCGGCGGUUCUGCAGUGGCCUCGUCCCAAUGGUCUUCGGCCCAUUCAGCGCUUUUUGGGUUUCGCCAACUAUUAUCGGAAGUUUAUCAGGAACUUCUCCACGCUGGCCAA
Messenger RNA from Staurois parvus, 335 nucleotides. The record is from the annotation of a GenBank genome assembly. Lineage: Eukaryota; Metazoa; Chordata; Amphibia; Anura; Ranidae.